Balaenoptera musculus (blue whale) is the source of this 2695-nucleotide messenger RNA. RefSeq names its product RAR related orphan receptor B (gene RORB). Gene Ontology annotation, molecular function: nuclear receptor activity; zinc ion binding; RNA polymerase II cis-regulatory region sequence-specific DNA binding. Gene Ontology annotation, biological process: regulation of transcription by RNA polymerase II. Gene Ontology annotation, cellular component: nucleus. The record is from RefSeq and is a predicted model, not a curated record. The coding region runs from base 560 to 1939 and encodes 459 amino acids. NCBI's taxonomy places the organism in Eukaryota, Metazoa, Chordata, Mammalia, Artiodactyla, Balaenopteridae. The transcript is spliced from 10 exons.
CAGGCACAGAUGUCAUGUGAAAACGCACAUGCUCUGCCAUCCACACCGCCUUUCUUCCUCUUCUUUCUGUUUCCUUUUUUUCCCCUUGCUCCUUCUCCCUCUUCUUUGUAACUAACAAAACCACCACCAACUCCUCCUCCUGCUGCUGCCCUUCCUCCUCCUCCUCAGUCCAAGUGAUCACAAAAGAAACCUUCUGAGCCGGAGGCGGUGGCAUUUUUAAAAAGCAAGUACAUUGGAGAGAAAGAAAAAAAGAAAAACAAAAGCAAAACAAAACCCAGGCACCAGCCAGCCAGCACAUUUUUUUCACCCCUCCUAAAAACAAACAACCAAACAACCAUCAAAACAGUCACCACCACCAUCAUCAAAACUGUUAACAUAGCAGCGGCGGCAGCAAACGUCACCCUCCGGCCACGGCGUCCACCUAAAGGGAUGGUUUUCUCAGCAGAGCAGCUCUUCGCCGACUACCUUCCUCACUCGUGCUGAGCGGGAUUUUUGGGCUCUCCGGGGUUCGGGCUGGGAGCAGCUUCAUGACUACGCGGAGCGGGAGAGCGGCUACACCAUGCGAGCACAAAUUGAAGUGAUACCAUGCAAAAUUUGUGGCGAUAAAUCCUCUGGGAUCCACUACGGAGUCAUCACGUGUGAAGGCUGCAAGGGAUUCUUUAGAAGGAGCCAGCAGAACAAUGCCUCUUACUCCUGCCCGAGGCAGAGAAACUGUUUAAUUGACAGAACCAACAGAAACCGUUGCCAACACUGCCGACUGCAGAAGUGUCUUGCCCUAGGAAUGUCGAGAGAUGCUGUGAAGUUCGGGAGGAUGUCCAAGAAGCAGAGGGACAGCCUGUAUGCGGAGGUGCAGAAGCACCAGCAGCGGCUGCAAGAGCAGCGGCAGCAGCAGAGCGGGGAGGCGGAGGCCCUCGCCAGGGUGUACAGCAGCGGCGUCAGCAACGGCCUCAGCAGCCUGAACAGCGAGGCCAGUGGCACGUACGCCAACGGACACGUCAUGGACCUGCCCAAGUCCGAGGGUUAUUACAGCGUGGAUUCCGGCCAGCCGUCCCCUGAUCAGUCAGGACUUGACAUGACUGGAAUCAAACAGAUAAAGCAAGAACCCAUCUAUGACCUCACAUCCGUACCCAACUUGUUUACCUAUAGUUCUUUCAACAACGGGCAGUUAGCACCGGGGAUAACGAUGACUGAAAUCGAUCGAAUUGCACAGAACAUCAUUAAGUCCCAUCUGGAGACAUGUCAAUACACCAUGGAGGAGCUACACCAGCUGGCGUGGCAGAUCCACACGUAUGAAGAAAUUAAAGCGUAUCAAAGCAAGUCCAGGGAAGCACUGUGGCAGCAAUGUGCCAUCCAGAUCACUCACGCCAUCCAAUAUGUGGUAGAGUUUGCAAAGCGAAUAACAGGCUUCAUGGAACUCUGUCAAAAUGAUCAAAUCCUACUUCUGAAGUCAGGUUGCUUGGAAGUGGUUUUAGUGAGAAUGUGCCGUGCCUUCAACCCAUUAAACAACACUGUUCUGUUUGAAGGAAAAUAUGGAGGAAUGCAAAUGUUCAAGGCCUUAGGUUCUGAUGACCUAGUGAAUGAAGCAUUUGACUUUGCAAAGAAUUUGUGUUCCUUGCAGCUGACUGAAGAAGAGAUUGCUUUGUUCUCAUCUGCUGUUCUGAUAUCUCCAGACCGAGCCUGGCUGAUAGAACCAAGGAAGGUCCAGAAGCUUCAGGAAAAAAUUUAUUUUGCACUUCAACAUGUGAUUCAGAAGAAUCACCUGGAUGAUGAGACCUUGGCAAAGUUAAUAGCCAAGAUACCAACCAUCACGGCAGUUUGCAACUUGCACGGGGAGAAGCUGCAGGUAUUUAAGCAAUCGCAUCCAGACAUAGUGAAUACACUCUUUCCUCCGUUAUACAAGGAGCUCUUUAAUCCUGACUGUGCCACCGUCUGCAAGUGAAGGUGACGAGUGAACUGUCUCAUAGUCAUGGAAUGCAGCACCAUUAAGACAAAAGCAAUGUGUUCAUGAAGACUUAAGGAAAAUGUCACUACUGCAACAUUAGGAAUGUCCUGCACUUAAUACAAUUAUUUUUCACCGCUACAGUUUGAAGAAUGUAAAUAUGCACCUGAGUGGGGCUCUUUUAUUUGUUUGUUUGUUUUUGAAAUGACCAUAAAUAUAUAAAUAUAGGACACUGGGUGUUAUCUUUUUUUUAAUUUUAUUCAGGUAUGUUUGGGGAGACAACUGUUUAUAGAAUUUUAUUGUAGAUAUAUACGAGAACAGAGCAGUACUUUACAUGAUUACUUUUCCUGUUGAUUGUUCAAAUAUAAUUUAAGAAAAUUCCACUUAAUAGGCUUAACGAUUUCUAUGUUUUUAGAUAGUUGAUGCAUGUAUAAAUUUGUAGCUGUCUUGGAAAGCACUGUGCAUGUAUGUAAUGAGUAUAUAAUAUCUGAGAAUAUUAUAUAUGACUAUUACUUAUACAUGCACAUGCACUGUGGCUUAAAAUACCAUACCUACUAGCAAAGGAGGUUCAGUCAGGCACUAUUAUGUUAUUUACCUUCUGUGUUAUAUGUUACCUUUAUGUUAGACAAUCAGGAUUUUGUUUUCCCAGCCAGAGUUUUCAUCUAUAGUUAAUAGCAGAAUGGUACCAAUUCAGAAACGUCUACAAAAGAAUAAAUAUAAUGCACGACCUCUGUAUAAAAACUCUGUUUCGAUCAA